CUGAGUGACGCUCACUUAUGCUCAACAGGAAAACAUCAACAAGGCUGGGGGGAAAUAGGGUUUUCUAAACAAGAGCCGCGAGUGCUAUGCAGAGCAGCCGCAACUGGACGGGAUCCAUCGAUCUGUCAGCAUUUCAGGAGGAGUUCGAGUCACCUGCGGGAGAAGCGAGGAGAGGCGGAAGAAGCUCGCGAUGAUGGGAAACCUGAUCCUCAUGGUGCUUCUGCUGGCGAACCUGCCGACAGAGCUGCUGUCCAUCCAGGUCAUCGUUCCGGAGACUGAACGGAGCACCACCUUGUUCGCCUCGGUCAUCCUGCGCUGCGACUAUACCACGUCAGCCAACCUGCAAAAUGUCCGGGUCACUUGGAAGUUCAAGUCUUUCUGUAAAGACCCCGUGCUGGAGUACUACUCCACAGCGUACCAGGCGGCUCUGCAGCUGGGUCAGGACCCCUCCAACGACUGCCCGGACCGCCAGCGCACCAUCCGUACUGUGAUCCAGAAGACUGGCAUCAAUGAGCCCAUACUUGGCGUGGACUACAGGGAGCGAAAGAUCACCAUUCGGAACAAGGCCGACCUGGUCAUCACCGAGGUCAUGUGGUGGGACAACGGGGUGUAUUUCUGCACCGUCGACGCCGACGGCGACACAACCGGCGACUCGGACCGUGAAAUCAAACUCAUUGUCUACCACUGGCUGACGGUGCUGCUGAUCAUCCUGGGCGCCCUCCUCCUCAUCAUGCUGCUGUGCAUCUGCUGCUGCCAGUGCUGCCCUCACAAGUGCUGCUGCUACGUCCGCUGCCCCUGCUGCCCGAAAACCUGCUGCUGUCCUGAGAAAGCUGUAAUGCAGCACCGGAUGAUGCGAGAGGCUCAGAAGGCCAUGGCUCCGUGGAUGAGCGGCCAACCCAUUUACGCCCCCAUCGCCUCCAACGCUUCCUCUCAGGGGGUCCCAAUCCUCUACUCAGGUUCGUACUCGGACUACCCAACCAAGCCGAACUUUGCCAUGCCCCCCAUGCAGAUGGCUCCUCUGCAGCAGCAGCAGCCCCUUCCUCUUCGGCAUCACGUGAACGGCAGCACUUCAGGUAGCGUUCAGGCCAACAACCAAUUCCUGGACCUCCUGGAGAACCAGGUCAGGGGUCUGGACGUAGCUGCGCCUCCCUUGCCGGUGCCGCCACCUCAAAAUACACACCCGAUGCAACCGCAUCCGCAGCCGGCUCCUCCAGCAGUCCCCUUCACCCCGGGCCCUCCAAGCAUGCUGUCCGCUCUAGAUGAGAUGGGGGUGCGAGGCACAGAGAGAAGGGUCAUCACUCUGCCGCCCAUUAUCCAGCGAGUUCCCAGCUUCUCGCGCAGGGGAGCGGCAGGCGACAGAAGCAGAGGCGGCACCAGAUACUCCAGUCAGUCCAGCGGGAGCACAAACCCCCCGUCCAGAGGUUUCCAGAGAGACGAGCGGAGCUACCGGGACACUUCUCCUCCCAGGAGAGGGAUCUUACGCGAGUACAGCGACGAGUCCGACUGGGAGAACAGGCGAGGGAGGCCAGCAAACCGGGAUCAGAGGACUACCAGAGGAGAUUCAGCAGGACGGAGUAGAGGGGGAUCCAGGCCGCGCACCCGCAGCCGGGAUAAUCUUCUAGAUGAGCUGCAGAGUAGAACCACGCGCAGGCAGAGGAGCUACUCGCCACAGCCCCGCCAAGGCUCCUGGAGCUCAGACGAGGACGACAGGAGGAGGAGGAGAGGCGGGAAAGGCAAGGAUUGGCCGGAGAAGCCUCCCAGUUACUCCUCCAUUGAGAUCGCACCUGGACACGGUGGCGGCCGGAGAUACUAUGAUCAUUCUUCUGAUAGAAGCUCCCGUAGCGGCAACAGCGUAGUCAUCUGAAGCAUUUCCACUUUUUUUCCUAAACGUUUCAUCUCCAGUGAAAAUGAAGACUUCACUUUGUAGUUUGCAUGUACGUAGUAAAUUACAUUCCAAAUGACUGUUUUGUUUUAUAGAAAUGUUGUGGUAAUUUAUAAUCUGGUGGUGGAUAUAGACGUUUUUUAUGUUGUUUUAAUCCAAGCUUCCUUGUAAAUUGACGAAACGUAAAAGUUGAUCUGAAAGACUGCAAGUUAUUUUAAAAUGUUUCCUGUUUCCAUGAGUUUUCUGUGUUUUGAAAUAAACAUU
Messenger RNA from Synchiropus splendidus (mandarinfish), 2146 nucleotides. It is a transcript of the gene ildr1b, whose product is annotated as immunoglobulin-like domain containing receptor 1b. NCBI's taxonomy places the organism in Eukaryota, Metazoa, Chordata, Actinopteri, Syngnathiformes, Callionymidae. Bases 191 to 1864 code for a protein of 557 amino acids. The record is from RefSeq and is a predicted model, not a curated record. The transcript is spliced from 8 exons. Gene Ontology annotation, molecular function: high-density lipoprotein particle receptor activity. Gene Ontology annotation, cellular component: plasma membrane.